Messenger RNA from Neoarius graeffei (lesser salmon catfish), 1999 nucleotides. RefSeq names its product LTV1 ribosome biogenesis factor (gene ltv1). The coding region runs from base 166 to 1617 and encodes 483 amino acids. Gene Ontology annotation, cellular component: preribosome, small subunit precursor; cytosol; nucleus. NCBI's taxonomy places the organism in Eukaryota, Metazoa, Chordata, Actinopteri, Siluriformes, Ariidae. The record is from RefSeq and is a predicted model, not a curated record. The transcript is spliced from 11 exons. Gene Ontology annotation, biological process: ribosomal small subunit export from nucleus; ribosomal small subunit biogenesis.
GAACGCGCAUGUGCUAGAUUAGCAACGGCCGGAGGAGCUUUAACUCCACAAUUACUGUGUGAUUUAUGAAGUUUAUGGUUUUCUGAGAUCAUCAUUCGUGUUGACUUAAAGGUUUAAAGAGAAACCAGGUGAAGACUUCCGGUUUAAACGAGUCAUUUUAACACAAUGCCUCACAGGAAGAAGAAAUCGUUCAUCGAUAAGAAAAACGCCGUGUCGUUCCACCUGGUGCACAGGAGUCAGAAAGACCCGCUGGCUGCGGAUGAGAAAGCGCCUCAGCACGUCCUCUUACCUGCCUCGAAGAUUGAGGUGGAGAAGAGGAGGGAGGAGCAGAGGAAGUACGGCGUGUUUUUCGACGAUGAUUACGACUACCUGCAGCACCUCAGAGAGGCGUCUCAACCCGCAGAGCUCGUCUCCGCCUCACGGCCGUACAGCAACUCGCGGCCUCUGGGGUUUGACGAAGAGGAGGAAAUGGACGAGGAUGAGCAGGGCAAGGAAGAGGAGGUCCUCAUGCUUCCUGCCGCCUCCAUCAAGCUCCCGUCGUCGGUGUUUGCCUCCGAGUUUGAGGAAGAAGUCGGUUUGUUAAACAAAGCAGCUCCAGUUUCAGGCCCGAGACUGGACAUGGACCCGGACAUCGUGGCUGCUCUGGAUGAAGACUUUGACUUCGACAACCCUGAGAACAUCCUGGAGGACGACUUUGUCAUUAAAGCUAACGACGUCGUGUCAGGAGGCGGUGACGUGGGUGAAGGUGAUGAUGAUGAAGAGUGGGAGGACACGGACGAGGGAGAUGAUGAUGAUGAUGAGCAGAGCUACGACUCGGCAGGCGGUGUGUCCGACGAGGACGGUGAAGCCGACGUGAGACGGUUCAUGUUCAUGGACUGCGAGACGAAGAGUCGAUUCACGGAUUACUCGCUCACGUCGUCCGUGAUGAGGAGGAACGAGCAGCUCACCCUCCUCGACGACCGCUUCGAGAAGUUCUACGAGCAGUUUGACGAUGAUGAAAUCGGCGCUCUUGAUCACGCAGAGCUGGAAGGAUUCAUCGAUCCGUCGAGUACACGGCUGGAGGAGAUCAUCCACGAUUACUUCAAAGAGAAGGCGAAAGCGGUCCAGACGCCGGAGCAGCUCGGUCGUCCCGAACUGCCCUCCCUGAAGGAUGAAGACGACGAGGAGAAGGAUGAAGAAGAGCAGGAAAUGGAGACGCUCGUCAUUGAGGAGCCUCCUGAGGAGAAAUGGGACUGUGAGACCAUCAUCAGCACAUACUCGAACCUCUACAAUCAUCCGAAGCUGAUAGAAGAGCCACGCAAGCAGAAGCCGAUUCGCGUGUCCAAUAAGACAGGGAUUCCUCUGGACGUGCUGCCUACGAGAGGUCUGACGGCCAGGCAGGUGGAGCGCAUGGAGAGGAUCAACGACUCGGACCUGCCGCGAGUCUCCACACAGCCGCGCUCUCGAGAGGAGAGCAAAGAGGACCGCAAACUCCGGAAACAAGCCAUUAAAGAGGAGAGGAAGGAGCGACGGCUUGAGAAGAAGGCUAAUAAGGUGGCGUUUAAGCAGGAGAAACAGAAGCAAGAGAAGCAGAUGGUGAGCCUGAGGGCUAACGUACAGGGCAUGACGCUCUCCUAAUCUCCAACGGACUUCAACACACGGGACUGAAACUUCCCCAAUCAGAGACCGGUGAUCUGAGUAAAGCAGUGGCUGAGACGGAAGGACAUCGGAAUUUACCGGGGCUUUUUUUUUUUUCUUCCCCUCCCUAGAUUUGUUGGUUUGGCUGAGUCAUAUAUCAAAGUCUGCAGUCAGUUAUUUAUAAUUAACCUGACUGACCUCGUGUCUUAUCGACGUCUUAUCACUUUUUAUUCCCCUGCAAUCUUGUUAAGGAGCAAAGUGCCAUGAAAUCUCAUGUCUAUAAAAGGAAAGGAUUAUUUGGGUGCUGUGAUGGGUGGGGCUCUCGGAUGGGUUUCUAAAAGGUUUGUUAUUGAAACUCGAAUAAACCUGGUCUGUUUUUGUA